Molecule: messenger RNA, 2793 nt
Organism: Manis pentadactyla (Chinese pangolin)
Lineage: Eukaryota; Metazoa; Chordata; Mammalia; Pholidota; Manidae
Gene: DHX32
Product: DEAH-box helicase 32 (putative)
Exons: 12
Coding region: 372-2606 (744 amino acids)
Cellular component (GO): intracellular anatomical structure; spliceosomal complex
Molecular function (GO): RNA binding
Source: RefSeq, a predicted model, not a curated record
UCUCAUCAUGAGGAGGUAAAAUCGAAGUUAUCAGGAAUGGACCUGGUGUGGGGAUAACACCAUGGGGAACCCGAGCUUCUCGUGAGACACAGCUGCAACCAUCAAGUCAUUUUGCCCCUUCCCAGGGCUUGCUGAGCUAACGAAGUGUGGUUCGUUGACAGUCAUUUAGUGUGCCGCAGAGAGCACAGAAGGCAGCACAGCAAGGGACACGUGCAGAUCUGACCAAUUCAACUUGCUGAAACCUGGAACAGAAGUUAGAGGCUGGGACGUCUGAGUUUAAAUAAGCAGACUUUCAACCCUAUUUGCAGUGGGAUGUUGCAAGAGCAACUUGGUUGUAGGAUGCCAGCUGCUUAAGCUCGACACUGGACGAGAUGGAAGGGGACCUGCGAAGUCGAAACUCUUCCUCUGAAAAGCGCUACUUCCCUGGAUCCCUCGGUUCCAGCGACGCGGAUGACGAGGGGAUCGUGGCCUGUGAGGAUGUGGAAGUGAACCCUUUUGAUGGACUGCCGUAUUCAUCCCGGUAUUAUAAACUUCUGAAAGAAAGAGAAGACCUCCCAAUAUGGAAAGAAAAAUACUCCUUUAUGGAGAAUCUGCUUCAAAACCAAAUUGUGAUCAUUUCAGGAGAUGCUAAAUGCGGUAAGAGCUCUCAGGUUCCUCAGUGGUGUGCUGAAUAUUGCCUUUCUGUCCGCUACGAGCACGGGGGUGUGGUAUGCACACAGGUCCACAAGCAGACUGCAGUCCAGCUCGCCUUACGGGUAGCAGAUGAAAUGGAUGUUAACAUUGGCCACGAAGUUGGCUACGUGAUCCCUUUUGAGAACUGCUCUACCAGUGAAACGAUACUGAGGUAUUGUACUGAUGAUAUGUUGCAAAGGGAAAUGAUGUCCAGUCCUUUUCUGGGUAGCUAUGGGGUCAUCAUCUUGGACGACACACAGGAAAGAAGCAUGGCCACUGACGUGUUGCUUGGACUUCUUAAAGGUGUGUUAGUAGCAAGACCUGAACUGAAGCUCGUAAUUAACUCCUCACCUCACCUGAUCAGCAAACUCAGCGCUUACUAUGGAAACGUGCCUCUCAUUGAAGUGAAAAAUAAGCACCCAGUGGAGGUUGUGUACCUGAGCGGGGCUCAGAAGGAGCAUUUCCAGUCUGUUUUACACCUUAUCUUUGAAAUUCACCAAUCUGGUGAGAAAGGCGACAUUGUAGUCUUUCUGGCCUGUGAACAAGAUAUUGAAAAAGCCUAUGAAAUUGUUUGUCAAGAAGGAUCUAACUUAAACCCAAAUCUUGGAGAGCUGGUGGUGGUUCCUUUGUAUCCAAAAGAGAAAUGUGCGUUGUUCAGGCCAAGUGAUGAAACAGAAAAAAGAUGCCAAGUUUAUCAGAGAAGAGUGGUGUUAACUGCUAGCUCUGCAGAGUCAUUGAUCUGGAGCAACACAGUCAAAUUUGUUAUUGAUGUGGGUGUGGAAAGAAGAAAGGUGUACAACCCUAGAAUAAGAGCGAACUCACUGGUCAUGCAGCCCAUCAGCCAAAGCCAAGCAGAGACUCGCAAGCAGAUUCUCGGCUCAUCUUCUUCAGGAAAACUUUUCUGUCUAUACUCUGAAGAGUUUGCCUCCAAAGACAUGCGGCCGCUUAAGCCCGCUGAGAUGCAGGAAGCCAACCUAACCAGCAUGGUGCUUUUCAUGAAGAGAAUAGACAUCGCGGGCUUAGGCCACUGUGACUUCUUGAACAGACCAGCACCAGAAAGUUUGAUGCAGGCUUUGGAAGACUUAGAUUAUCUGGCAGCACUGGACAAUGAUGGAAAUCUCUCUGAAUUUGGAAUCAUCAUAUCAGAGUUCCCUCUGGAUCCCCAGCUUUCAAAGUCUAUCUUAGCGUCCUGUGAAUUUGACUGUGUAGAUGAAAUGCUAACAGUUGCUGCCAUGGUGACAGCUCCUAAUUGCUUCUCACAUCUGCCACGUGGAGCUGAGGAGGCUGCCUUGACUUGUUGGAAGUCAUUUUUACAUCCUGAAGGAGACCACUUUACCCUCAUCAACAUUUACAAGGCCUACCAAGACAUGGUGCUGAAUUCCACCAGUGAGCACUGUGUUGAAAAGUGGUGUCACGAUUACUUCCUCAACUGCUGUGCACUCAGGAUGGCAGAUGUUAUCCGAGCUGAACUCUUAGAAAUCAUCAAGCGAAUCGAGCUUCCCUGCACAGAACCUGCUUUUGGCUCAAAGGAAAAUGCUCUGAACAUAAAAAAAGCUCUUCUGUCCGGUUACUUCAUGCAGAUUGCUCGGGACGUGGACGGAUCAGGUAACUACUUAAUGCUGACACACAAACAAGUUGCUCAGCUGCACCCACUGUCCAGUUACUCCAUCACCAAGAAGAUGCCAGAGUGGGUUCUCUUCCACAAGUUCAGCAUAUCUGAAAACAACUACAUUAGGAUUACCUCAGAAAUCUCCCCUGAACUAUUUAUGCAAAUGGCACCACAAUACUAUUUCAGUAAUCUGCCUCCUAGUGAAAGUAAGGAUAUCCUGCAGCAAGUAAUGCAUCACCUAUCACCUAUUUCAACAAUGAAAAACGAACAGAAAAUGUGUGAGACGUGCCCUGAAACUACUGAACAAAGAUGCACUAUACAGUGACUGUCCCUUCUGCACACAGCAGGACGUGCAAUAAAUAUCCCCAAGUUUGCCCAACAAGUUGGUCCACUGGAGUGAUGUGCAGAUAGUCAGCACGGACAUACUUCCCCAUACAGAUAGUCUUGAAAAAAAUAACACUUUGUAUACUAUUUUAAAAUAAAAAAUAGAAGUUUUUAUUGAGUUCUUUAAA